CGCGGGCCAGUCGACACCGAUCAAUCGUGUUUAGAGGUUCGCGCGGUGUUUGGGUAGCCUGCAGCUCGCAAAAACAGUUCGGGCUUCGCAAGUGUUUUUAUCGCGCUUAAACAAAUUCAAGCGCAUCGAUAAUACGUUUGAAGAGUUGAGCGAUCAGUGCAGCUGAUUCGUCGUUGUGUUCUCUUUUCUGCAGUGUUGAAAUACUGAAAUUUUCACCGUUUCGGAAAAAAACAAGAACGCGACAUAACAGAGCUGCGCGAUGACUAUCAUCACGAAAGCAAUCGGCGAAAAGAAGCCCUCCGAUAAAAUGGAGCAGCCAUUAGUGGUCGAUGAUAUUCCCGAGGACCAACGCAAGAGCUGCGGAGGAGCGUGCGACGAUCCGGAGGCUCAGCGCCCUCCCCGAGGAGCAGGAACCGCUGGUCCGUAUUUGACGAUCAAGGAUCAAGUGCUGAUACUGAGACGCGCAAAUCUUCGACCGAAUUCAUGGACCCUCUAUUGGCUGCUGUUCACGGCGAUGGUCGGUAUGGGAAUUGGCGUUACCGGUGGGCUCUACAUAUACAGGUACUACGCGCGGGAUCAGAUGCACAGAUUCCGGACGGGUUGGUACAGCAUUCCGUACGAGGGUAGCACCGGCGCCGGCAGCAACAGGUCGCCAAUCGAUCGGGAUGGCCUCCUCGCCGGGGAACUCGCGCACUCACUCGAGGCCGCCAACUAUUUUAAGGAACGCUUCGAAAUCGAUCUCGAAAAACAUUACGAAGAAUUUGACGUUCCCGACUCCCGGGGCGGUCGACAGGGUCGGAUUAUCCACGAUUUUAACAACAAUCUCACCGGAAUCAUCGACACCGAUGGGAACUGUUGCUUCGUGAUGCCCCUGAACCGCAAACGCGUAUUGCCACCGUGGAGCUUGUUAAAUCCCUUGAACAAAAUGAGCGACUUUUACUACGAGGUCAACACGAAGGUCGUGAGGGAAACGAUGAGGGCGGUGCUGCCUCCGCUGAGCAACCUGACGAGCGUUGGUGCUUACAUCCGUAAAGAGUGUAAGCACAUGCCAACGUAUUUGCUCGAAAAGGUCACGUACACUGGUGGCAUCAUCAAGCGGAGCGCUUCCAACGCUUAUUACGGUCGAUUUUCAGGGAACAGUAUUGACGAAUGGGAGAUAGUAAAUUUGGACCAAGUGCUUGGUCAUACCAAAAAGUAAAGAGCGUUCAAGCACGUGACAUAUCCCAGAGAAGUGGGAAUACUCUACUCCCUCCUUUCCCUGUUUAUUAUUGUCGCAAAGAUGAUCGAGUGGACUGAGAGAGAGGCAGCUCGAUUAUUUUGCCUGGACACAGGAUACUCCUCGACUCAUUUAUCUUCUUCAAGGUGUACGCUUAGUUAACACCGUUUUCGACAACCCGAGGAGCGGCCGCAGCAGCAGCAGCAGCAGCAGCAGGAUAUAGGAAUAGGAGGAUUCAUGCGAUAGAGCGCGACGAGCGUGACGAGCCCCCUUAACGUCAAUGUAGUGACAUUCGAUAAUUCGUAUAUCGAAUUCACUCAAAAAAUGUCGAUCCUGAUGAACAUAUCGCGGAAGGAAAAGAGGAACUGCGACUCAUUUUUUUCAUUUCUUUUGUCACUCGAGCGACAGCGAUUAAUAUCUGUUUUAAAAAUCCCUCGAUAAUAAUAUCAUAUCGGUUUACGACGUGCACGUGUAUCGUAGAGAUAAGACGACGGCGUGACGCGCGACGAUCGCGUAUCUUUCCGACACGGGGCUUGCGCUGACGGUUUUUUUCAAAUAUCGCAUCCUCGUUGAAGAUAAAUAUCGUAUGGAAAUUCCUCAAAACCGUGCUAUCGCUCCCCCGUUGCGUAGACUCGCUUAUGACACUCUGCGAACGAAAAAUGAAACGAAUCCUUUCGCUGAUGCGGCAAAGGAUUGGAAGAAAUGAACGAGAGCGAAGCCAUGACGGAAACGAGUCGAAACGAUGUUUUAUUGUGGUGUCUAGCACUCCUGGAAAUCCUUUGAGACCUUAAAUUUCACUCUUCCUUGGAAGCUCCUGGAAAAUAAACUUGGUGAUAAUCCUUGAUUUUUUCAAUUUUGUCCUCAUUCUCUUUAGGUUUUUCACCAAACGUUGCUCUUUUUUACGAUUUUUUGUCCACUUUGCAAUGAGAUAAAUAGAAAAUCAAUCGAAUUCAUCGCGACUCGUUGAUAGAUCGAUACUUUUUACAACCACGACGUGAUCGCAUUAUAAGUUAAUGAGAUGAAAGUAGUCAAUAGAUUAUGUCGUGUCAAUCAAUCACCUUUUGAAAGUCGUAUGAAAUUCAUUGGAAAGAACUUCAAUUUCGUUUCUCUAUUUUACUGGACACCAUUUUAUCCUAUUUUAUUUGUUUCUUCAACCAAAGCCGUAAUCGUAAUAAUAACAUAUACACGUAUAUGUAUACUAAAGGUAUAAUAAUAAUAAUAAUAAUACAGAAAUAUCUAUGUAUAGAUAGAGAAUGAUAAUCUGACAAUGUAAGAAGGUACGGAAAAUAUAUAGUACGAAACGA
Venturia canescens is the source of this 2520-nucleotide messenger RNA. RefSeq names its product integral membrane protein 2B. The record is from RefSeq and is a predicted model, not a curated record. The transcript is spliced from 4 exons. Lineage: Eukaryota; Metazoa; Arthropoda; Insecta; Hymenoptera; Ichneumonidae. Gene Ontology annotation, molecular function: amyloid-beta binding. Gene Ontology annotation, biological process: negative regulation of amyloid precursor protein biosynthetic process. The coding region runs from base 260 to 1198 and encodes 312 amino acids. Gene Ontology annotation, cellular component: extracellular exosome; Golgi apparatus; plasma membrane.